AUGACCCACGCUGCAAACAUUUCAGAACGAGCUAAGACAGUUCUGCAGUCCAAUCUAUCUGCCAAAAGGCGCAAACACGUUGAGUCGGCCUCUUCCACUUCUGUGAUCACAUCAAUUAUUCUGGGCACUCCAUCUCCUGAGCCGUAUAUCAUCUUGGACGCUAUGUCAAACGAAUCUUCAUCUACAAAGGAUAACCUUGUUACGUCCCAAAAGCAAUCAACAAUCAGACCGCCUCCCGCUGAGUCAUUUGGGGUCCUAAACGCAUCUACCAUAACUCCUACAACAAGACUGAACUUUUCCUCACGAUCUAUUCCUACCGAGAGCGAGUCUUCUUCUAACAAGUCCGUUACGGCUAAGAGACAUGGCAAAACCAAGGGACUCCAUAGUACUCGUAAAAUGACUCUCGAACGGAAUCUUUCUAAACUUCCACAAAGUCAAACGAACCUGAAUUCCGGGCGCCCGUUGCAUCUGACACAAAGUGCUUCCAUGCGACCAGAACAGAGGCGCGUUGAGGGAGAGAGUUUCUUGGGUCUGAAGAUGCUAAAUGAAGAGGAUGACCCCGCGGCCUCUAGUGCGAUUGACUUCCAGAUGCUAGAUAUAUCUGGGUUAGUAUCUCUGCCUCUGUCUGUAUCCGGGGAAGAGUCCAGUGACGCGUUGAGCAUAUACGUUCCGCCUAGUGUGCUCAGCCUCAUUACCAGUACGUAUCUUUUGCCCGCCGCGAAACCCGUUAGCCUAAAGUGUAUUACACCUCAUACUUUCACAGACAUGAGACACAUCCUCAAGGUUGAAUCUGCUUCACGUCUAACUGCUGAGGCCCGCUACGUCCGGGAGAUGGAUCGGCGCGUCGCUGUGGACGCACAACUCUCAGAAGAACGCAAGAUACGUGCAGCCCUCGAGGCUAGACUGGCGAAAUUCACGACGGGGGCUCCGGUUUCGUCAACCCCAGACACUGCUCAGUCGUCGUCUACUGAGGUUGAGCUCCUAGUACGGAUGAGCAACCAAAGAGACACUGCACCUCCAGAAUUAUCUGCGUCCGCAUCGCCUAUUCAUAUGCACCCAGAGCCCGAUGAACCCUUGUUGAGAGAAGAGUUGUCGGCAUUAAGGAGUCUGCUAGCUCUGUCCGAGCUUCACACAGCUGGCGAGGUUACAGCGCCUAACAACGAUUUCCGGUUCGCUCAAGAUCAGUGA
Heterobasidion irregulare TC 32-1 is the source of this 1188-nucleotide messenger RNA. RefSeq lists its product as uncharacterized. Lineage: Eukaryota; Fungi; Basidiomycota; Agaricomycetes; Russulales; Bondarzewiaceae. The coding region runs from base 1 to 1188 and encodes 395 amino acids. The record is from RefSeq and is a predicted model, not a curated record. The transcript has a single exon.